CUGGCAAAAAUGAAGCAGGAGCACGAGGCCGCGUUCCGCCUCCGUGACGGUGCCUGCGUUCGCGUCGUGCAAGACACCACCAAGGUCGAUGGUUUGGGCGGUGAAGUUUGGGCUGGAGCGCUCGUCCUGUGCGAAUUCCUGGAGGAGCACGCGCAGGAGGUCGUGCAAGGCCGCGACGUGAUCGAGCUGGGUGCGGGCUGCGGACUCUGUGGGCUCGUGGCUGCCUCGCUUAGCGCCAACGCAACCGUGUUGACGGACGAAUACCCGGAUCUGUUGGCAAGAAAUAUCGCCAAGAACUGCCACCUCUGGGCUGAGCGCGAGGCGGACAACGUAGUCUCGAGCGGGGAGCUGGAGUGGGGCGUCCCAGAGUCCAUCGCGCCGUUUGCCCGCAAGUUCGACACGAUGCUAGGCAGCGAGAUCACCCAUAAGUGCACCGCGUCUCACUUCGUAGCUGCAGCAAAGCAGACCGGUUUCACAGUGCGCAAGCACCCAUCCGACGACUGGAGUGUCGUCUUCGAGCUGCGUUUUGAAGGCACCUUUUGA
This is a messenger RNA of Phytophthora sojae, 543 nucleotides long. RefSeq lists its product as hypothetical. The record is from RefSeq and is a predicted model, not a curated record. The annotation marks the transcript as partial. The transcript is spliced from 3 exons. Lineage: Eukaryota; Oomycota; Peronosporomycetes; Peronosporales; Peronosporaceae.